GGUGAGAGACCGACCAAGACCGGAGAUGUUUUCAAGCCUGGCCCCGGCGGCAUUAAGGGUUGUUGCAGCGGCGGAGACACCGGCAGCGGCGGCCACCCGGAGGCCCUCGAUCAGGGGCUGAACCCUUCUGCGUCCGCCGAGCCUCGGGUCCGUGCGGGCCAGGGGGGCGUGGCGACCAGAGGGGAGGAAGGAGGGCGCGGUUUCGAGUCUGUCCCGGGCACCAGGGAGGAGACCCUCAGUUCUGUGCCCCGUCUCCUCCCCGGAGUCAGAUCCAGGAUGAGAAGACUGAUAGAAGAAGCAGCUAGCUGAACAGCUAUAAAAUGCCCAAAUCUGGGUUCACAAAACCAGUUCAGAGUGAAAAUUCUGACAGUGACAGCAAUAUGGUAGAGAGACCAUAUGGAAGAAAGAGUAAAGACAAGAUUGCGUCUUACAGCAAAAUGUCAAAAACUGACCGAAGUGAUAUGGGCAAGGAAAUGAAAGAGAAAUCAUCUAUGAAACGUAAACUGCCUUUUGCCAUUAGCCCAUCAAGAAAUGAAGAGCGAGAUUCCGACACAGAUUCAGACCCAGGACAUACAAGUGAAAAUUGGGGGGAGAGACUUAUAUCUUCUUACAGGACAUACUCAGAGAAAGAAGGUCCAGAAAAGAAGAAAACAAAAAAAGAAGCUGGAAGUAAGAAAUCCACCCCAGUUAGCAUUCUUUUUGGUUACCCACUCUCGGAACGAAAGCAGAUGGCACUUCUAAUGCAGAUGACAGCAAGGGACAACAGUCCAGAUUCCACACCAAGUCAUCCAUCACAAGCAACACCAGCCCAGAAGAAGACGCCCAGUUCUUCAUCUCGACAAAAAGAUAAAAUUAAUAAAAGAAAUGAACGUGGUGAAACGCCUUUACACAUGGCUGCUAUUCGAGGAGAUGUGAAACAAGUCAAAGAAUUAAUAAGUUUAGGGGCAAAUGUGAAUGUGAAAGAUUUUGCAGGUUGGACACCUUUGCAUGAAGCGUGCAAUGUUGGAUAUUAUGAUGUCGCUAAAAUACUUAUAGCAGCGGGAGCAGAUGUUAAUACACAAGGCUUAGAUGAUGACACCCCCCUCCAUGAUUCUGCCAGCAGUGGGCAUAGAGAUAUAGUGAAACUGUUGCUUCGUCAUGGUGGGAAUCCAUUUCAAGCUAAUAAACAUGGAGAGCGUCCAGUGGAUGUAGCAGAGACAGAGGAGCUGGAGUUGCUGCUAAAAAGAGAGGUGCCUUUGUCUGGUGAUGAUGAAAGUUACACAGAUUCAGAAGAGGCUCAUUCUGUAAAUCCUUCUAGUGUUGAUGAAAAUAUCGACUCAGAAACAGAGAAAGACUCUUUCAUCUGUGAAAGUAAAGUUCUCCCAAGUAAAGCCCCACUCCCGUCUGCUCUUGAUGAGUAUGAGUUCAAAGACGAUGAUGAAGAAGAGAUAAGUAAAAUGAUCGAUGACAGGCAUAUUCUUAGGAAAGAACAACGAAAAGACAAUGAAUCUGAAGCCGAAAAGAGUGGUUUGUUUGCAAAACAGGAAAAAACCUUUUAUUCUAAAUCAUUUAAAACUAAAAAACAGAAGCCAUCUAGGGUUCUGUAUUCUAGUACUGAAAGUUCUGAUGAAGACGUUCUUCAGAACAAAAAGAUUUCUACUUCAUGUUCUGUCCCUGAAACAUCAAAUUCUGAUAUGCAAGCCAAGAAAGAAUAUGAAUAUAAACAGAAGGGCAAAGUUAAAAGAAAAUUGAAAAAUCAGAAUAAAAACAAAGAGAACCAAGAACUUAAACAAGAAAAAGAGGGGAAAGAAAACACCAGAAUAACAAACUUAACUGUUAAUACUGCAUUGGAUUGUUCAGAGAAAACCAGAGAGGAAGGCAAUUUUAGGAAAUCUUUUAGUCCAAAAGAUGAAACUUCAUUACACUUAUUCCAUAUUUCCACUGGUAAAUCCCCCAAACAUUCUUGUGGCUUAAGUGAAAAGCAGUCAACACCACUAAAGCAAGAACAUACGAAAGCAUGCAUAUCUCCAGGGAGCUCUGAAAUGUCCUUACAGCCUGAUCUUGCUCGGUAUGAUAGUACAGAAACUGAGUUCUUGCCAGAAAGUUCAAAUAUAAAAUCUUACAAGCAUAAGGAAAAAAACAAACAUCAGAAAGAUUUCCACCUAGAAUUUGGUGAAAAGUCAAGUGCCAAAUUAAAAGAUGAGGAUCAUAAUCCAGCAUUUGAAAACUCAGAGUGCACGCUGAAAAAGAUGGAUAAGGAAGGCAAAACACUAAAAAAACACAAACUGAAACAUAAAGAGAGGGAGAAAGAAAAGCACAAAAAAGAAGUUGAAGGUGAAAAGGAAAAAUACAAAAAUAAAGAUAAUGCUAAAGAGCUGCAGAGGAGCAUUGAGUUUGACAGAGAAUUUUGGAAAGAAAAUUUUUUUAAAAGCGAUGAAACUGAGGAUCUCUUUUUAAAUAUGGAACAUGAGUCCUUAACAGAAAAAAAAUCAAAACUGGAAAAAAACAUGAAAGAUGACAAAUUAACUAAGGAAAAACAUGUCUCAAAAGAGAGGAACUUUAAAGAAGAACGGGAAAAGACUAAAAAGGAAAAUGAAAAAUUCCUUAGGGAAGAAAAGCUAAAGGAAGAAAGAGAGAGCGUAUCUACAGAGAAAGAAGCAGAGUGUAGUUCUGUGGGUGCCAGUAUAAACCAGGAAUCUGUAGGACCACAUUCAGUGGAAAAGGAAAUGGACAUUGAAAAACAAGAAAAGCAUACAAAAGAAAGGGAAAAAUCUGACAGAAGAUUUCAAACUAGGGAAAAAGAGGGAGACAAGACUGAAAGAAAAUUUUCUGAAAAAGAAAAGAAGAUGAAACAUGAACAUAAGUCAGAUAAAGAGAAAUUGGAUUUUAGUGAAUGUGCUGACAGAAUAAAAGAAAAAGACAAGCUGUGUCCACAUCAGACAGAAAGGUGUCAGAAAGAAGGGGAGAAGAUGAAAAACAUGAUUAAAAAAACUGAUGACAGAGAGAGGAACAGAGAAAAAACAGACAGAAAGCAUGACAAAGAAAAACCUGAAAAAGACAGGUAUUUAGCAGAAAGCAAAGAAAAGCACUUGGAGAAAAAAAAGUCUGAUAAUAGUGAAUAUAUUAAGUCAGAAAAGGUCAGAAGUAAAGACAGGGAAGGAGAGAAGAAGGAAAAAUUUAGAGAUAAAGAAAGUAUGAGUGUAUCUAACUCCAGGCAUUUACAGGAAGAGAAAAGGUCAAGUAUAGGAGACAGUAGUAGUAAAAUCCAGCAUGAGAAAACUAUGUCCCUUAAAGAAAAGGCAAGGGAUGAACCUUUGAAAACUCCAGAUGGAAAAGAGAAAGAUAAAAAAGAUAUAGACAGAUACAAAGAACGAGACAAACGUAAAGACAAAAUCCAACUGAAUCCUUUACUCAAACUAAAGUCUGAAACAGAUAAGCCUAAACCUAAAUCAUUACCAGUCUCAAAAGAUGUCCGACCUAAAGAGAAGAGGUUAGUGAAUGAUGAUCUCAUGCAGACAAGUUUUGAACGAAUGCUCAGCCUUAAAGACCUAGAAAUAGAACAGUGGCACAAAAAACAUAAGGAAAAAAUUAAGCAAAAAGAAAAAGAACGAUUAAGAAAUCGUACUUGUUUAGAACUUAAAGUAAAAGAUAAAGAAAAAACAAAGCAUAUACCCACUGAAUCAAAAAAUAAAGAAUUUACCAGGUCAAGAAGUUCAGAAUUAACUGAUGUUUAUAAUAAGGAGAAACAGUCUAAAGAUGUUGGAAGCAAUAGAUCACAGUCUGUUGACACCAAAAAUGUACUGAGUUUAGGUAAGUCGGCCUUUAUUUCAGAGAACAGCUCAAACCGCUCUCCUAGGUCAGAAAGCGAGAGACUGGGUCUUAGCUCCAGGUCUGUUUCCAUGAUUUCUGUUGCUAGUUCAGAAGAUUCUUGCCACACAGUGACAACCCCACGGCCUCUUGUUGAAUAUGACUCUGACUUUAUGUUAGAGGGCUCAGAAUCUCAGUUGUCUUUUUCCCAGUCACCUUUUUUGCCAAAUGCCAAAUCUCCAGCCCUUUAUGAAAGGGAGCUGGAGAGCCUUACUGACCUGCCGGAACGACUUAAGCCACCAUGUACAAACAGACUUCCAGUGUGCCAUCUCAGGUCAUCUUCUGUGGAAGAUGUUAAACUAAUAACUAAUGAAGUAAGGCCUGCUGUAGAAAUCAGAAGAUGUAGCAUGCCCUCAGUCAUCUGUGAACCCACAAAACAUUUCCAGAUAGCAGAAGAAAGCAACCAAGGCAGCUUAGCUGUGCCAAGAGAGACUUGUCCUUCUCCCAAACCUGAAGUAUCUCCAAUGCCAGAAAGAGGCCUUUCACAUUUGUCUGACUUAAACCCCAACUUUACAGGCUCUCCAACUAGGACUAUAAACAGCAGGUAUAUUUCAACUGAUACAAAUGUAAUCAAGAGUCCUGGUGUUGUGGGUACUUUAAUGGACAGUCCAAUGCACUUGGAACCAUCUAAUCAGGUUGGAGUAAUACAAAAUAAAUCAUGGGAGAUACCUGUUGAUAAGCUGGAGUCUUUAAGCACCAAUGAAUUUAUAUGCCCAGAUUCUGGUACAGCUGAUCAAGAUUCCUCUGCUCAGAGUUUCUGUAAUUCAGAAAACAAAAUGUUAAGAGAACAAAGUACUGACUGUUUAUCCCUGCACCAGACUGAACUACCAGGAAACUCGUGUGCUCAGGAUCCAGCAUCUUUUCUGUCUUCACCGCAACCAUGCUCUUUUUCCAACCAGUCACAGUCAGAUGCUGAGUGUGCUUCUAAACCUGUGUCUUUGUCGUAUGCUGCCAAUCAAGAACCAGGUAUUUUACAACAGAAAAAUGCAGCUCAUAUGAUUAGCUCUGUAAUAGAUAACGAUAGUAACUUUACAAAGGAUGUGGAAAAUACGUUUGUCCUAGCAGACAUUCAGAAGACGAAUUCUUUUGUACCAGUUUACUCUGAAAGCACUAUUCAAGAAACACUCCCAGCCUUUGACAAGGCAAAUACUUUGCUUGUAUUGCCAUCAGAAAAGGACUUCAGUGGAAGUGAUGCUGCUUCUCAGAUCAGUACACAUUAUGCAUUUAGCAAACUUACUUACAAGUCUUCCAGUAGCCAUGAUGUUGAGAAGAGCACAGAAGAUGCUCACGUUGUCUCACAUGAAAAAGAAAGCAAACUGCAAAGUUUAGUCUUAACUCAGUUGAGUAAAUGUGAUUCUGAUUUGUAUGAAGUGAAUGCAGGGAUGCCGAAAGGAACCCUAAAUGAACAGGAUAAUCCAAAGCAUGGUCCUGAUAGUGAAAAGUAUUUGCUUUCCAUUGAAGAUGAAGAAUCUCAGCAGAGCACUUUAUCAGGUGUGGAGAGCCAUUCACAGCAGUCAGCCCAACCAGAGAUGCACAAACAUGACCAACUCAUUAAAGGAGAAUUAGAAGAAAGCGCAGAAGACGAUAAAACUGAAAACCAAAUCCCCCAAAGAAUGACUAGAAACAAAUCGAGCACAAUGGUAAAUCAAAGCAAGCAGAUUCUUGCUGGCUGUACACUUUUGCCAGAAAAAGACAGUGACUCCUCGCCCAGGGGAAGAAUAAGGCUCACUGAAGAUGAUGAUCCUCAGAUUCACCAUCCACGGAAAAGGAAAGUGUCACGGGUCCCUCAGCCUGUGCAAGUGAGUCCCUCUUUACUACAAGCAAAGGAGAAAACACAGCAGUCUCUAGCAGCCAUCGUAGAUUCUCUGAAACUAGAUGAGAUUCAACCAUACAGUUCUGAGAGAGCAAAUCCAUAUUUUGAAUAUUUGCACAUAAGGAAAAAAAUCGAAGAAAAACGGAAGCUAUUAUGUAGCGUUAUUCCUCAAGCUCCUCAGUAUUAUGAUGAAUAUGUAACAUUUAAUGGAUCAUAUCUCCUGGAUGGAAACCCCUUAAGCAAGAUUUGUAUUCCUACAAUUACACCACCCCCUUCGCUGUCAGAUCCACUUAAAGAGCUCUUUCGGCAACAGGAAGUAGUAAGAAUGAAACUGCGUUUGCAACAUAGUAUCGAACGGGAAAAACUUAUUGUAUCCAAUGAACAAGAAGUUCUGCGAGUUCAUUACAGAGCUGCAAGAACACUGGCAAAUCAAACGCUGCCGUUUAGUGCUUGCACUGUCUUACUGGACGCAGAAGUGUACAAUGUGCCCUUGGACUCACAGUCUGAUGACAGUAAAACUUCUGUGAGAGAUCGAUUUAAUGCAAGACAGUUCAUGUCCUGGUUACAAGAUGUGGAUGACAAGUUUGACAAACUAAAGACCUGUCUUUUAAUGAGGCAGCAACACGAAGCUGCAGCUUUAAAUGCCGUCCAGAGACUAGAAUGGCAGCUCAAACUUCAGGAACUCGAUCCCGCCACCUAUAAGUCGAUCAGUAUUUAUGAGAUCCAGGAAUUUUAUGUUCCCCUUGUUGAUGUUAAUGAUGAUUUUGAAUUGACUCCUAUAUAGCAUUUGGUACUUGUGUUGGUAUCGCUUUAAACUAAUGAUACAAGUGUUAUACUGUGGAAUACUGCCUUUUAAGAAAAACCUGAAAAUACGCCUUUACACUUGUUAGUGACGUUAACUAAAGUUGGUUAUGUAGUGAGCACUGUCAUUUUAUAAAAAUAAAGAAAAAUAUUUUGGAUCUUAGGUCCAAAUACAGUUUCUAAUAGAAAACUAUUAUUUAUAUUGAUCAAAGGUAACUAUUGCAUUAGAACUUGUUGGCAAACUGAGUAGAUCUUUAAAAGGUUGAGAAAAUCUGUUAACAGCGCUGGAAGUUGUUAGCACUCCAAGUAACAAGAUAGCCAACCACAAGUACUCAGAGCUCUUGCUGGUGUCAUUAUAAGUACAUGAGUAAACGCAAAGAUCCAGUUCCUACCAAACAGUUUCUAAUGUGGAAGAAAAUCUCGGCACAAAAUUCUUCAGUUUAUUUUAUCUGUAAAUUAAUUGUACAGUUUUCUUUUUUGAAAGUUUUAAUAUUGUCUUCCUUUUUAAUAACUUAUUUUAUACAUAUUGUACAUCUUGUAAUUAAUGGUCAGUGUAUACAAGGGACUGGCCCUCAAAGCGUGUACAAAGAGCUGACUGUAAAACUGUUUGUUCUGUUGGACCAAAGCUGUAGCUUUUAGAGUGUAGUAGGAGUGUGCUCAGAUAGUGAACCUUUAAAUAGGCAUGCAUGUGUGGAGUUAGCUUGCGUCCAUCCCAUACUCUCAAGAUGGUGGCUUAGUUGUGUCGCAUGCUUUCUGUAAUUUAACUUUCUGUAACUGACGCCUGAGACAGUGUGAGACUUCUCAUCCCAGUUUCCUGCAAGAGAACCGGGGACUUUCUGUGUGGGACACACUGGUCAGAAUUAGUCAUCAAAGAAGCGCUGGUUCUUCAACUCACUGGAGAAGCCUGUUUCCCCCAGAACAACAACCAAUGCCUUGGAAUGGAAGUUCUGAAAUUGUAAAUGUCUAUUUUAAUACUCAACUAUGAAAGAACCUGUGAAUAUAUGUAAAUAUGUUUAAUAAAUUUUAUUGGUCAUGUUAAAUCAUUGUAAACUUUCUUAUAUUGCUUAAAUUUAAUCUUUUAAGCUUAAUAGCCUUUGCACUUUCAAAAUAAAAGUUGAAUGCUCAAAUCAAACUAAGAUACUUAGUAGUCAAAAUAAGGAAAAGACUUAGGAAUAUUCCAGAUCCUGAAAUGUUCGUAAAGAUUUUAUUACUAUGUUGUAUUUUUCCUUGUAUCAAGAUGCAAAAUGUGUAAUUUGCAAAUUUUCAUAAUUGAAAUAUGAUUUGGUAUGCUUUUAUAGUAAAAUAAUGAGCAAUAUCCGUAGAACCAUUUAUCCUAUGACACAAUGUAGACUAGAUAUUCAGGAAAACUUCAGAUAAAACCUGCUGCUUAACCUGUGGAGCAUUUGGAAAGGAAAAUUAGAUUAAUCUAAAAUCAUAAGUAAAUAGGAUAAACAUUUAUGAACCGUGCUACAAUACUGUCUUGAAUUAUAACGUAAUACUGGAUAUGUCCUAUUUUGAUAAGGAAAGGUUAAAAAAAUAUGAAUUAAAUGGCUUAAAUUCAGCUCACAAGUUGGAAAUCCCAGCUAGAAAAAGAAAUUAUUUGGUUUUUCUGUGCAAAGGUUCAUAUUAAGCUUAGGGAUUUUUGAAUUUUUACACAAUUUAUAUUUUCACUCUUACUGUACUGGCAUGCGCAAUACAGCAGCACAUGUGACAAACACACAGUGUGAGGAUCUGAUGAGGUUGGGUGUCGUUUCCCUUAGACAUUUAGAUGAGGGACUUGGCCUUUUCAUUCUGUCAGUGGGGCCAGAAAGGCAGGGUAGACUUUGAAGCACUGUUUCUUGCUGAAGUUAUGCUUCUUAAGGCUGGGAACAUUGAAAGAUAAUUUAUAAAAGCAAUACUUUUUAAUACAAAAACAACUUAAUGCAAACUUUGUUUAUUCUUUAUCCUAAGAAGGAAAUUUGAUGAGCUCGUGUGGCAAAUUUAAAAAUGAAAUAGGAUUAUUAAACGUUCAAGAGAGAGCAAGAGAAGAGUAGAUCUGUAGAGCGUUUUUUCUGGUGGUUCAUCUUGGGGGGAAGGUACCAGAAGUGAUACUGACCAAGCAGAACAAGCUGUUGGGGGAGGAGGGGAGAGCUUCACUUAAGCAGGGUCCGGCAGGUGCAGUCCUCAGUCAGCCCAGCUUUCCAGUCCCCCCCCCCACACACACACACACAGUGCUCACUCUUUCACGGUAGCUCAAACAGCUGGAGCCUCUGCUACGAUUCCGCUACUACUCACUUCCUCUGUAGGCCGUCAGGAUAGCUAAGUUACUGCACUUCGUAGUGUAUGUGUGAGUUAGUACAUAGUUAGGACUUGAUGUUAGAGACUUUCUGAAGGUCUAAAAUACUAGAGGAAACAAAUCUCAGAAUGGAGCAUAUGCCUAAGAAUAUUUGGGUUCUCAAAGAAAAAUAAGGAUGCUGAAUUUAAUCAGUGAUUCUUUUUAAACUAUUCAAACAUCAUGAACAAGAUAUUCAAUUGUACCUAAGGAUUUGUAUUUAAGUCUUGUUCUAAAUCAUAUCUGUUUAAUAAAUGACUAGUUAAUAUUUGUGCAUGUUAUUUAAUAAAGAGUUAUAUUUUUAUAGAAAAAUAA
Alexandromys fortis (reed vole) is the source of this 9086-nucleotide messenger RNA. RefSeq names its product ankyrin repeat domain 12 (gene Ankrd12). Gene Ontology annotation, molecular function: protein binding. Gene Ontology annotation, cellular component: nucleoplasm. NCBI's taxonomy places the organism in Eukaryota, Metazoa, Chordata, Mammalia, Rodentia, Cricetidae. The record is from RefSeq and is a predicted model, not a curated record. The coding region runs from base 321 to 6443 and encodes 2040 amino acids. The transcript has 13 exons.